Molecule: messenger RNA, 3433 nt
Organism: Wyeomyia smithii (pitcher-plant mosquito)
Lineage: Eukaryota; Metazoa; Arthropoda; Insecta; Diptera; Culicidae
Gene: unc-45
Product: protein unc-45 homolog B
Exons: 4
Coding region: 414-3263 (949 amino acids)
Molecular function (GO): Hsp90 protein binding
Source: RefSeq, a predicted model, not a curated record
CCUAUGUAUUCUUUUUUGACAGUUCGUGAAUUGUUACGAAUAGUUCUCGUAUCUCAAAAUAAAUAUAAUCUUGCUAAUUAGAAGCAGAUAAACUUCAAAAUUUUGAUUUUAGUAUAACCACUUAAACAUAACACAGCCGGAUCGCAAGUUCUGUGUAUGUCAAGUAUUAUCUACAGCAAUGACUUCACACACGUAAAAGUUCAUUUUGAGGCAGCGGUCAGUCGUACGUUUUUAUGUUGAAGUCUAUUAGUCCAGAUCCGUCGAGAACCAUCGAGAAUAGUGUUGAAUUUCGUCAUACUGAUCGUUUCCUAAUUUUGGCAAGAUCGUCUUUAUAAAAGCAACUGGUAGUCACUGGAUACACAUCAGUUUAACGAUAAUAAUCAAAGAUAAAAUAUCUAAUAAAGGUUAAAAAAAUGGUUAGUGAAAAUAUGUCAACCCAACCAGAGGAUCCUAAUACGUGCAAAGAACGUGGAAAUGAAGAAUUCAAAGCCGGUUACUGGGAAUCGGCUGUUACGUGGUACUCCAAGGCAAUCAAGCUAGGCCAAAAGCAUAAGGACUUGCCUGUUUACUACAAAAAUCGAGCGGCAGCCUAUCUAAAGUUGGAAAAGUUUGAGGAAGCUUCAGAAGAUUGCAGCAAAUCGUUGGAAGGCAGCCCCAACGAUCCAAAGGCAUUGUUCAGACGCUUUCAGGCUUACGAAGGCUUGGAAAAGUAUGAGGAAGCUUAUAAAGAUCUGCGAACGAUUCACACCUACGAUCCUAAUAACAAAACAAUUCAACCACACCUAGAAAGGUUACAUGAGAUUGUACAGGAUAGAGCAAGACAACGAGCGCAGACUUCGAACAAAGUAACGCAGAUGUUCCAGAUUGCCUUUGAUUUGACUGCGUCCCCUGAGAAGCGAGAGCAAGCGAUGAAUAACAUAGUUGUAUUAGCUCGUGAAUCUGCUGGGGCAGAAGUUAUGUUGAAAGAAGGCCUAAUUACUCGUAUUGGAAAAUUACUUAAAGUAGAAAAGAAUAAUAAUAUUUACAUGAAUGCGAUUCGUGCUAUUGAUACAGUGUGCACCAAAAGCGCGGAUCGGACCAAGACUGUAAUAAAAGAGCUCGGGAUUCCUUGGUUCCUGCAAAUACUUGACAGCAAUAUAGAGGACCGUGUGGCGGCAUCUCAACAUUGUAUGCAAACUGUUUUGAAUUCGCUUAGCGGAAUGGAAAACAAGGAUGAAACAAAACCGAUUGCAGAUCUUGUGGAAUCCAAUAAGCAACUUAUCGAUACGCUUCUCAGUUGUCUUGUAUACUCUGUAACAGAACGAACAAUCACGGGACUGGCGAGAGAUGCCAUCAUGGAACUGUUGAUAAGAAAUGUGCAUUAUAAAACUAUCGAUUGGGCUGAUAAGUUAGUGGAAAUGAAAGGAUUGUUGCGUCUGAUGGAAGUUUGCUCUGAACUAGAGGAAUACAAGUAUGAAAGCGCUAUGAAUAUCACACCUUCCUCCAGAACGAUUGCUGCAGUUUGCUUAGCACGCAUUUAUGAGAACAUGUACUACGAUGCAGCACGCGAAAAGUUUACGGAGCAGAUUGCGGAUUUUGUUAAGGAUAAAUUGUUGACACCAGAUCAUGAGUCUAAAGUGCGUGUAACAGUAGCCCUUACUUCAUUAUUGAUGGGUCCGCUGGACGUCGGCAAUACAAUGAUUUCUAGGGAGGGAAUAAUGCAAAUGAUCUUAAUAAUGGCUCAAUCUGAAGAUCUGCUAGAACAGAAGGUUGCAUGUGAAUGUAUUAUUGCAGCUGCGUCGAAAAAAGAUAAAGCCAAAAGUCUUGUUCAGUCUGGUGCUGAGAUUCUGAAAAAACUUUACACUUCGAAGAAUGAAGAAAUUCGGGUCCGUGCGCUUGUUGGUCUUUGCAAAUUGGGUAGCUCAGGUGGCCUGGACGCUUCCAUUCGUCCUUUCGCUGAUGGUUCUACUAAAAAGUUAGCAGAAGCUUGUCGUAGGUUUUUAGUAAAACCUGGCAAGGAUAAGGAUAUUCGCAAGUUUGCUGCUGAAGGUUUAGCUUAUUUAACACUUGAUGCCGAUGUGAAGGAAAAGCUUGUAGAGGAUCGGGCCGCUAUACAAGGUUUGAUAGAGUUGGCUAAAACUGGAGACCAGUCUGCAAUUUAUGGUGUAGUAACUACGCUGGUCAACCUAGUGAAUGCAUAUGAAAAGCAAGAGAUAGUUCCGGAGUUGGUGGAACUAGCGAAGUUCGCAAAACACCAUAUUCCUGAGGAACAUGAGCUCGACGAUCCGGAUUUUGUGAGUGGAAGAAUUAUAGUUCUAGCGAAUGAAGGAGUUACCACCGGUCUUGUGGCAUUAUCAAAAACCGAAAGUGAUAACAGUAGGGAAAUGAUUGCACGUGUUUUCAACGCUCUUUGUAGCGAGCAAGAUGUUCGAGGCAAAGUUGUUCAACAAGGAGGAGCGAAGGUGUUGCUUCCGUUGUCUUUAAAAGGAACUCCUAACGGAAAACGUCAUGCAGCACAGGCUCUCUCGCGUAUUGGAAUAACUAUCAAUCCUGAGGUAGCAUUUCCUGGUCAGCGAAACUUGGAAGUUAUCCGACCUCUGCUGAAUCAACUUCAUCCAGAUUGCAGCUCGUUGGAGAAUUUCGAAGCUUUGAUGGCCCUUUGCAAUUUAGCAGCCAUGAAUGAGACUACUCGGCAGCGCAUUUUAAAAGAAAAUGGUUUGAGUAAGAUUGAAUCGUACAUGGCCGAAGAUCAUCUGAUGUUACAGCGGGCUGCUUCUCAGGUUAUGUGUAACCUUGUUCAAUCUCCGGAAGUCAUAGAACUCCAUGAAAAAGAGAAUGACCGGGUAAAAUUGUUAGCUCUGCUCACGCAAGAAGAAGACGAGGAAACGGCAAAAGCCGCAACUGGAGCUUUGGCGUUGCUUACAAGUGUCAGUGAAAAGUGCUGUGAAAAAAUGUUUUCACCCGCUUCGUGGUUUGAAAUCUUUCAAACUAUGGUGGCGAACCCAAGCCCAGAUGUGCAACAUCGUGGGCUUGUAAUUAUUUACAAUAUUGUCAAAGCAAACAAGACUUUAGCAGAGAAAAUUUUCGAUACAGAACUGUUACGACUGUUAUACGGUGCUACGCAGCUUAACGACGAGAGGCGAGCUAAAGCAAUAGAAAUGGCAGAGAAGUGCCUUAAGGUGGCUGAAGAGUACCGAUUGAUUGAAGAAAACAAGGAUGCCGAUUUGGCUCCCGAUGUCUUCCAGCAGUCGCAAGAGGCGACUAUCGAGGAGCUCGACGAUUAAUUCAAAUGACUACAUUAUAUUUUGUACUUAAACAAAAUAGAUUUUCAUAACUAUUAAAACACAGUUCAUUUAUGCUUUUUAUUAUCGAUAAAGUUUUUAUAUUAUGCAUUCAUGUAGUCAUUUAUGUAACAAUUCCUCAAUAAAUGAGUUUUUCGAUUUUUAUCAAUUCA